UGAAAUUGGAAUUUUAAAGUACGGUGCAGGAAAACAUUAUGGAGGUGGAGGAAGAAAAUCCCCCUAAAAGGGCCGAGGUGUUUUUCUUAACCUAGGAAUUGGGAGAUGGGCACCCGCAGCGAAACAAAGAAGAAGGGAAGAGAAUAGCCUAAUCUGAAAAAACGAGAGAACACACGAAAGCAUUCUGUCAAAGUCCAUACACUACUGCACCCAUGGUUGGAAAGAAAAGGGAUUGGAAGAGAUUCUAUGGCUCUGUACAGUGGUCAUGCAUUACGACAUUCGCAGAGAAGAAACGUUGGAAUUAUGUGCUUGGUCAUGUAUAAGAAUGUUGCUGAUGUUUUGAUACAAGGGGUCUAAAUUGAGAUGGCUUUUAUUAUUGGUCUUUCGAGUUUAAGCCCUUAGGCCAUGUUUACUUGGAGGGGAUUUGGAGGAGAGGGUUGUUGAGUCGAUUUGGAGGAGAGGUCUUGUUUAUGAUUUGGAGGAGAUCAAUUGAAUGAAUUUUGGAUUGGAUUUGAAGGAGAGUAAUUGAGAUUUGAGAAAAUUUGAAGCGGACAGUUGGUGUGCUUCACUCUUCUGCCAUGUCAAUUGAUUCAAGUUUCACUCCAUCUGAAAAAUACGAAAGAGUAGGUCCUGAUUACUUUGGGUAUUACUCUUCUGAAAUUGCAAAUCUAUUGUCGCAAGACGAGGAUGCAUUUCCUGUUUCUGACAAAAUCUCCGAGUUACCUAAAAGUAAAUAUGAAGAGGGAAGAAAAAAGAGUUUAGUCAAUCAGGGUGAUAAUUCUGGUCCGCUAUAUAGUAAUGGUGUUGGAGCUGGGCUUUCAGACUUUAGAAAGGACAGAUUAAAAUCCCUUCUCAGACAGAGUGUCCAUUCUCUUUCAUCUGAAGUUGAUGAGAUGGUAGAGCCAGUUUUUGCGGCAUAUCAUUUGCAAUCCAGGAUAAAAUGUAAAUCAGACUCCUUGAAUUGUAGAGUGAAUGCAUAUGAUGAUUUAGUGCAAGGUCCUACUAAAAGGAUAAAGGUUUCUUCAUCAUCUUCAGCCCUGAUACUUCCACAAACUUCUAAUGUCAAUCCCCAAUGCAGUACCAAGAUUAGUGAUGAUGUUCAAUUCCUACUAGAGAAUGAUAGUGUGGAGGUUGCGGAGAUGGUGAAGAAACAUUCCAAUGAACUCUCUAAAACACUAGGGUAUAUGGAAGAAAAACUUGAGUUCCUUCUGGAUACUAUAAUGCUCAAGUGCAGGUCCAUGACCCUUGCUGAGAAACAACAGCUACAAAUUUUAAUUCAGAAGCUACCAGCAAGAAAUCUUGUUCGUGUAGUGGAGUUACUUCGUCGAAAUACACCAGCAGAAAAACAAAGUUGUGAUGAAGUAAUUGUUGAUCUCGAAAAAGAGGAUAAUGCUUCACUCUGGAGACUGUAUUACUAUGUUGAAGCUGUUGACAAAGCCAAAAGUCUUUCUUGUAGCAUAGUGGAUUAGUUUUGUAAAUGCUUUUGAAAGCCUUAGCCUUAUUGUUAGUUCUUCAUAACUCAUUCUGAUCUCGUAUUUCCAGAGUAUACAGAUUUUUAAACUCUUAUCUCUGUUUCGGCUAUAUAUAGGAUUUAGUGUCUUUUACCCUGACUUCACAUGUCUAAGCAUCGUCCCAGAUUGUUAUAGCAAAAGGAGGACUGUUUCUUCCU
Messenger RNA from Vigna radiata var. radiata (mung bean), 1669 nucleotides. RefSeq lists its product as uncharacterized. The record is from RefSeq and is a predicted model, not a curated record. The coding region runs from base 579 to 1469 and encodes 296 amino acids. Lineage: Eukaryota; Viridiplantae; Streptophyta; Magnoliopsida; Fabales; Fabaceae. The transcript has 8 exons.